AUGGUCGCCGGCCCGCCCCACCGGCGCGACUACGCCAGCUUGCGCACUGUGAUCGCUCCUCUCCCACGAAGAGCGAAAUGUGCUCGCAGGCUGAGCGGCUGCUCGUCGCAUUCGUGGCCUCCUUCGAGGAGACUAGGACCCGAGUCGCGCCCGGGGCCCUUCGGCCUUCCCCACCUGGCGCCGGCCUCCAAGUGGGUCUUCGGGGAGCUGCUCCAGGAGUGCAGGCACGGGACGUCUGUCACCUUCGACCUCGUGCUCAAGGAAAUCGGUGCCCGCGCGUGCAUCAAGCUGAGCGAGAGCCCGGACUCUGAGCUGUUCUGCGUGUUGGGCAACUGGCGUCGCUCGGUGAUCAAGGUGCUUCGCUUCGAGUACGUGGUGCGCCACCGGGACCUGGUGUUGGCCGAACUCAGAGUGGGAAGGCAAGUGCCCUUCAGUCUUUAUUUGUGA
This is a messenger RNA of Rhipicephalus sanguineus (brown dog tick), 447 nucleotides long. RefSeq lists its product as uncharacterized. The transcript has 2 exons. The record is from RefSeq and is a predicted model, not a curated record. NCBI's taxonomy places the organism in Eukaryota, Metazoa, Arthropoda, Arachnida, Ixodida, Ixodidae. Bases 1 to 447 code for a protein of 148 amino acids.